CUUUCCUAAAGGGGCCAGGCCUGCAGGGGGCGGGACCCUGCAUGUCUUGGCCUUCGAUUGGACCAGCCCUCGCCUGCGCGGCUUCCAGAUUAGUCGGCUUGUGCUCCUCUCCCCGCCCUCUUCGAGGCUUCCGCUUCCGGUCCUGACGGACGCUUCGGCUGUAACGAUGAUCGGGGACGUCCUGCUGUUCGGGACGCUGCUGAUGAACGCCGGGGCGGUGCUCAACUUUAAGCUGAAAAAGAAGGACACGCAGGGCUUUGGGGAGGAGUCGAGGGAGCCCAGCACAGGUGACAACAUCCGGGAGUUCCUGCUGAGCCUCAGAUACUUCCGGAUCUUCAUCGCCCUGUGGAAUGUCUUCAUGAUGUUCUGCAUGAUCGUGCUGUUCGGCUCCUGAGCCCCAGAUCUACGCCUUCCCGGUGACCAGGAACCAGGAACCGCCUUCCCGGAUGCUGAGUCUCCCUUCCUCUGCUCCUGACAACUUCGAGAAUGGUUUUGCCUGGAAAACCAACGACCUUCCCAGAAAGCCCAAGCUCGUGGUGGGUGGAAAAAAUGUUCGCCAGGCUGCGCACGACUUCCCAGCCCCAUCCUUGUUUUCUUUUCAAAGAUCUUUUCACUGUGGUCUCUGCCUUGAAAUGCUGACUACUUCAGGAGUUUGAGGAGGGUUUACGGAAGGGGAAUGUGGUAACGUUGCAUUCCCCACAGAUAAAAGAACAUGGCUAGGUUGUUUUUUUAGAUCGGAAUUCCUCUUCUUCCAAGCUUCUGCUAGAAACCCAUUUCUGGAUAUUCCUUCAUUUAGUUUUUAAUAGCCGUCUUUUUUUGGUUCCGGUUACACAAGUUUUGAAGAAAUCCUCUUUAUCCAGGGAUCUGAAACAGAAAGGUUGGCUUUUGAGUUUGAUGCAGCCUCUUUAUUGGACCAUAUUUACGAAUAACAAACAAGUUCAUUGUUUCUGGGCCCAUGUCCAAGUCUAGAUGGGCUCUGCUUGGCCACCCAGUGUCGCUGAGGUCAUUCCCAGGACUUUAAGGGUGAAGUAUUACCGAUUCCUGUGGAAGAGAGCUACAGCAUAGUUGACAGAGGCAGAUGUGAGUGUUAGGAGAAACUUUGCCUUGCCUCGCGGCCCUCUGUUAAAGUCACUUUUGGGGCCAUCGUAUCAUUUUCAGAAGGAGAGUGACUUAACGCGGGGGUACUGAGACCCAGUUCUCAAAGUUUGGAAUUCCGGGUCUGCUUUUCAAGUGAGUGAUUUCAAGGUUGAAAAGCAGUGAGCGUCACUCAAGGAACUUGAGCAUCUUGCACGGAAGCUUCAUUGCAAGGCGGGUCUUCUGGCGCCAAGACGCAAUGCCGGUGGCCGGCACCCAGCUCCUGCCCGUGUUUGAUUUGUUCGUUGUGGUUUUUGCAAUCCUGAUUUAUAGGUAAACCUGACGGGAGAAAAAAAAAGUCACUAAGUAAAUCUGCAGACUUGCGGAACGAAGUAGCAUUGAGAAUAAAGCUCAUUUCUAAAAAGGA
Hyaena hyaena (striped hyena) is the source of this 1501-nucleotide messenger RNA. RefSeq names its product small integral membrane protein 7 (gene SMIM7). NCBI's taxonomy places the organism in Eukaryota, Metazoa, Chordata, Mammalia, Carnivora, Hyaenidae. The coding region runs from base 167 to 394 and encodes 75 amino acids. The record is from RefSeq and is a predicted model, not a curated record. The transcript is spliced from 5 exons.